GACCUGACCACGGCCUUCCCGUACCCGGUAACCCUUCUGAGUUCUGACUCAAGGCUGGCUAUAUCCCACGCGCCGCCGCGCCUCUGCCUCUCCUCCUCAGCAGGAUCGCGCGCCAUCAGUCCGCACUGACCAUUGUGACGGGAAACGUGCCACAUCUGAACACUGGAACAAAACGUCUGAAAAUCAACUUUGAAUCGGCUACUUACAGCUCCCAUUGGAAUAUCUCUCUCGAAUUCGGACAUGACAAAGUGGAAUUAUCAACACGAGUUAAUCCGAAAGAAAAGACGGUUGUUUUGACUUUUCUUUUUUGUUUUUAAACAAAUUCUUAUCAUCCAUAUGAAGAAGACACACAUUGGGGAGAGCGCUUGCAUCUUCGCACUAUUGCUGUCUACCUUAGUGUCAGGUGGGGAAAAGGGCAGAACCCCAGUCACAGAUGAUGUUGCCACAUUGGAUAUACUGAAAGGAAACAUCCCGCAAGAUUACAGAAUUCCAGUUGAUCACACUCCUAAAGCAGUGUCGGGAAAGUGCUGGUUGCAGUUGAACCUGUACCCAGUGGAGAAGAGCCUAAAGCAGCUGGCUCACCAGUUCAGCAACCUGUCGAUCAACAGAGAAAACAUCACCAUGUUCAUCACCAUGCUGCAGGGCUUACGCUUCAUGCUCGGCAAUGAGGAAUUGUUGAAGAAGAGAACUCUGAAAUGCCUAUUUGAGGGUAACAACUGCGUCAGCCUGCGUUUGAAGAAUAUCAGGCCACCGCAGGAUGUAGCUAUGCAAGCUUACGAGUGCCACUAUAGGACAGCGCACUGGCCAACGGAUCGCUACUUUGAGCAUGUGAAGGAGGUAUUGGGUGCGGCCUCCAGCGUCUCUGGGAUGGUGGACUGUGCUCCCCCUCCCUGCGCAACCACUGAACCCCCCCCUGCUGUCACACUAGGCAACGAGUUGCAGUACCGCUAUGGGGAGAGAGUAAACAUGAAUCUUCCAGUGCUGCUGUUAUCUCCAGUGCUCUUCAUAAUCUCCCUGGCCACCUGGAUGGUUCUACGGAGGACUGGUGUGUGUGUGUGUGUAAAGCGCGGCAGCAGAGACGAGCCCACGGGGGCGGAGAGUCCACCAGAGCCUCAAGGGACUGAGGCCCAGUGCGGAGCUGCGCCAGGGAGCCCACUGCAGCUCUCACUGAUGUCACUGGAGAGAAGCACACAGAGUAUCGUGAUCGUGGAUGUACCAGACGAUUCAGAGGUCUGAACUGAAAUACAGCUGCUUCAAGACGACGAGAGAGAGAGAGGGAGAGAGAGAGAGAGAGAAUGGACUGCUGACAGAAACUGCAAAAAAUAAAGACUGCUGCGACACAAGAAAGAUGUGGAAAGAAGGAA
This is a messenger RNA of Engraulis encrasicolus (European anchovy), 1364 nucleotides long. It is a transcript of the gene kitlgb, whose product is annotated as kit ligand b. The transcript is spliced from 9 exons. The coding region runs from base 337 to 1236 and encodes 299 amino acids. NCBI's taxonomy places the organism in Eukaryota, Metazoa, Chordata, Actinopteri, Clupeiformes, Engraulidae. Gene Ontology annotation, molecular function: stem cell factor receptor binding; cytokine activity. Gene Ontology annotation, biological process: cell adhesion; positive regulation of cell population proliferation. The record is from RefSeq and is a predicted model, not a curated record. Gene Ontology annotation, cellular component: plasma membrane.